Molecule: messenger RNA, 762 nt
Organism: Macrobrachium nipponense
Lineage: Eukaryota; Metazoa; Arthropoda; Malacostraca; Decapoda; Palaemonidae
Product: bifunctional protein GlmU-like
Exons: 4
Coding region: 182-628 (148 amino acids)
Source: RefSeq, a predicted model, not a curated record
AGGACAGAUUACAUGAACACUACAACCACUGAGCUAGUACCAUGACAGAGCACGGUGUCAUGACUCAUGAGUGACUUGUGAAACGAGUUUAAGUAUAACACAUCGCAGCGCAUAUACAUAAAGACUUAUAAGGAUUCAGAUUGAAGGCCAUAAUAUAGUUGGGACACUUAUCAUUCACGACAUGAGCUCGAAAGUCCACAUCCUACGCCUUAAACCAGGACAGGAGGUCAAACAGUGCUUGGAAGACUUUGUAGCUACAAGGGCCCCUAACGGUGUGGCUAUCAUGACCUGCUGUGGAUCAGUCACUUCGGCAACGCUACGUUUUGCUGCAGAUUCGAAUGGAGUCACUGACAAAACACAGCAUUACAACCAACACUUCGAGGUCUUGGCAAUGUCAGGCACAGUGAGCAGAGACGGAGCUCACCUGCACAUCUGCCUCGGUGACAACAACGGUGCCACGAUUGGAGGUCACGUGAUGGGUGACCUCAAGGUCUUCACCACCAUGGAAUUGGCACUCUGCGAACUCGCCGAGGUCGUCCUCAGGAGAGAACACGACCCGGAAACUGGGUACGAUGAACUGGCAGUUACGAAGGGGAGUGACGGGGUAUCAUCUUCUAAGAGUAAUUAAGUUGGUAGUUUUAUCCUUACAGAUUUUUUAAAAGGAACUACGAUAUAAAGGCAUGCUUUUUUUUUCUUUAACAAAAAAAUAAUAAUUUCUAAUUGCUAUCGAUGAUAAAUUAUAAUUUCCAAAUAUAAUAAUCA